Messenger RNA from Dreissena polymorpha, 2737 nucleotides. RefSeq names its product sodium- and chloride-dependent taurine transporter-like. NCBI's taxonomy places the organism in Eukaryota, Metazoa, Mollusca, Bivalvia, Myida, Dreissenidae. Gene Ontology annotation, biological process: sodium ion transmembrane transport. The coding region runs from base 139 to 2043 and encodes 634 amino acids. Gene Ontology annotation, cellular component: membrane. The transcript is spliced from 14 exons. The record is from RefSeq and is a predicted model, not a curated record.
UUGUCCUGCUCAACAUUGCGAUAUCGUAGACGGAUGUGAACUGCUGAACAAUAUAAAACAUACAGAUUCAAUUGGUAUUGGUUUGACUCGUAUUCAAACGCAUUGUUAUCACGAAGUUAAAUAGUUUGUAAAGAAGACAUGAUGCGUUGCUUAGGACUCGUUGCUUGCAUGUUUCUACAAUCAUUGCACGUGACAAAUUCACGUGAGCCCGCGUGUUCCCAGUUCCAUUAUGAAGAACAGAUGCUUGAGAAGGUUGUGCGUAUGGGGAUUAACAUGGAACAAGCCAUGAAGCGACUCGAUGUGUUUGACAAAGAAUUACGGUCGAAAACCCAGAACAUACAAGGCCUGUUCCUGGUUGCCUUUUACGUUCUGGUGGUGUUGAUAUGCAUCCCUGUCUGCUACGUGCAGGUCAAGCUGGGGGCUCUGUUCAAGCGGGGAAUCGUCGGCAUAUUCGCCAUCCUCAUUCCAAUCCUUAAAGGUACUGCAGUGUCCAUUUUGCUGCUUACCUACAUACGCUGUCUACUGCACGGUGUAGAGCUAAGUUACGCGCUUUUCUUCGCAUUCGCAUGCCUCCGCACACCGUAUCCGUGGGCAACGAAAACUGGCAACGUCACCGUGAGUUCGCUGAAACUGUUUCAUCGACCAGCUGACAGAUAUUUUCACGAGGAUUUUCUCCAGCAGACGGAUCACAUUGACGACGGUGGUUAUGUCGUCUGGUAUAUCGCCGUGUGUCUCCUGGCAACCUGGCUUGCCGUCUACUGCCUCACUUUCAAAGGAACGGCUUUGAUGGCAAAGAUUGCGUACUUCCUUACACCCGUUUCUAUACUCUUAUUGGUUAUUAUCAUGGUGUACGGAUACCUGGCCAUACCUGACUCAUCAGGGGCCAUGUCGAGACUUCUUGGAAGCAAAGUGGAAUCCAGUUCUGAAAGUCAACAAAAAAGAGGGAAAAACGUUAACUCUGUAACAUCGCUGCUGGACAGUGUUGUUAACUACAACCUUGGACAUCCUGAGCCGUGGAUCGAUGCUCUUAACCUGCACAUCAACAGCCUGGGUCUCUGGUCCGGCCUGCUGCCAACCCUGGGAACACUGGUCUUCAACCGGAAAUACGUCAUCAACGCAUCAUGGAUCCUUCUGUUACUGGUGUACAGCCUGCUCCCCCAGAUGGCCCUCUUCGCCCUGGCCCCUUACAUUGACCCCCGGGACAGCGGCGGGUUCAUCGCUGCGGCCAAGGGCAUCAAACCAGGUUUGCCCUUCUUGUUUGUUGCCAUACCUACCACGAUGGAGCGGAUGGAGUUAUCUCCCUUCAUUGGCUUCUGCCUCUUCGUCUGCAUCUUCUUGUUCGGUCUUCACCAUCAGGCGCUUCACUUGCUGGCCAUCUGGGAGAACCUGUUGCCGUCGACGCCCAAAUUCCUUAUGUCCUACUUCCGUCGACGGGAGCUGCUGGUAGCGGCGGCGUGUGGCGUCUCUUUCCUCUUAUGCGUCCCGUACUCAAUGCAGGGCGGUAUCCAUCUGUACGCCAUAGUGAACAGUUACAUGGACAGACUCGUCUUCACUCUGAUCAUUAUCUCUACCAUCCCCUUCAUAGUCGGAUACAUUAAACAGGAAGUGUUGUAUAUUCCGAUCGAGCGCACGUUCAUGAGCCUGUGGUAUGGACUGGCCGCUCUUAUUUCAUCAGUGUUGAUGAUCUACUACUUCGCGCUCUACGUGUAUCCACAUCCGGUUGUUGCGCACGGACAGCGCUGGGCGGAGCGUCUCGGCUGGUUCAUCGCGACCGCACCCAUCGCUCUAGGACUGCUCGGAGGGGCCGUGCAUGCCCUGUGCGCACAGAAGGGACCGCUCAAACAGCGCGUUCUACAGUCUUUGCGAUCAGGGACAUUCAACGCGUCAGACGACAGCAAUGAGUUCACUUCCGGGGAGACUGGUGACACCAUCAUUAACAACACGUCAGCCUCGCCAGAACCACAAGAACCAGUCUUCGAGAAAACAGACACAGAAGUAUUCAUACAGCCGAUGGAAGACGCCGAGGAUCCUGAAAAUGUGUGAAUACAUUAGACGCAGGAGCAGUCUAGUUUUUAAUAUAUUCAUUUAUGAACAAGUAGUUGUAAUUAUUUAUAUAAAUAUUUACUUAUCAAUUGAUUUACUUAAUUAAUAAACCAUUGAUGUCUUAAUCAAUGAGUGAGUGAGUGAGUGAGUGAGUGAGUGAGUGAGUGAGUGAGUGAGUGAGUGAGUGAGUGAGUGAGUGAGUGAGUGAGUGAGUGAGUGAGUGAGUGAGUGAGUGAGUGAGUGAGUGAGUGAGUGAGUGAGUUAGUGAGUGAGUGAGUGAGUGAGUGAGUGAGUGAGUGAGUGAGUGAGUGAGUGAGUGAGUGAGCGAGAGUUUAGUGAGCGAGCGAGUGCUAUUGAUCAUUAAUUCAAUCCAUUUCAAUUAUUCAUUCAUUCAUUCAUCUCUUGACUUGAGAAAUACAAGCUUAAAUGCACUGUCGAAUUAUUUGAUGAUAAAACGACGAGAUCGGCUAACCACUUGUCUAAUCUUACUAUGAGAUAAGACUCUACCGGACAUGUUCGUCUCUGAUGUCUAUGAAUGUAUACUGUUUAUCGAUAAAAGCGAUGUAAUGCAUGCUGCUGACUCCAAUUCAGCAGCUAAGGAUGGAACAUGAUAAUUUCGACAUAGUGUAUACUUUAUUAUUUUAAAAUGUGUUUGCUUAUCGUGCUUAUGGUAAAUAUCGCGUGCUAUGUAUCA